Molecule: messenger RNA, 1266 nt
Organism: Rasamsonia emersonii CBS 393.64
Lineage: Eukaryota; Fungi; Ascomycota; Eurotiomycetes; Eurotiales; Trichocomaceae
Product: PDCD2 C domain protein
Exons: 2
Coding region: 1-1266 (421 amino acids)
Biological process (GO): maturation of SSU-rRNA
Cellular component (GO): cytoplasm
Source: RefSeq, a predicted model, not a curated record
AUGGAUCCUUACGACAGCGACUCCUCGGGCCUCGAGGAUGCGGGGGACUACACCGAGACUGGAGUGCUGCUGGGUUACGCUACCACAGAACCGACAGAUGACACGAUCAGUCACCUUGGUGGAUGGCCGACAUGGCUCGAUGAACGAACCCCGCCUCCCGGUGACCUUGCCAAGUGCAAGGUCUGCAACAAUCCGAUGCCACUUCUGCUACAGUUGAAUGGCGAUUUACCUGAACAUUUCCCUGACGAUGAGAGAAGACUGUACAUAUUUGGAUGCCCGCGAAAAGCUUGCAGCCGCAAGACUGGAAGCAUCAGAGCGCUGCGGGGGAUCAGGAAGCUCAAGGUUCAAUCUUCACCACAACCUGAAAAGAAGCAAGAAGAUACUGCAAAACAAGAGCAUCAGACGGCACCUGCUCCAGCGAAGGACUUGGGUGCAGCUCUCUUUGGAGCAGCCCCGUCCAGCAGCAGCCUAUCGUCGAAUGCAAACCCCUUUUCGACCUCGAACUCAUCUGCGCCAGCAAACAACCCGUUUGCGCCGCCCCAACCACCGUCCACCCUUGCUGCAGAGCCACCGCAAAACCAGUCGAGCUCGACUGUCAACAAUCUUUCAGAGACUUUUGCCGAUAAAGCGCGUCUAUCGUCCCCAGAACCGGCCCCAGCGCCUGUUGCGGCGGGCCCUCCUCUGCCCUGGCCACCGCAAUCCGCUUUUCCAUCUCCUUAUCCAGAGUACUACCUUGAUGCCGAAUACGAGACCCUUUCCCGCCCAUCGACACCAACAAUUCCCGCUAACGCAACCGUGUCGAACAUUGACGAUGAGGACACGUCCAAAUCUGGGAGCGCAGCAGAUUCCAAGGACGCAUUCGAGUCGUCGCUGGACAAAUCGUUCCUCCGCUUUUUGACUCGGCUGUCGCAUAAUCCCGAACAAGUUCUACGAUAUGAGUUCCGGGGGAGUCCUCUUCUGUACUCAAACACCGACGCUGUGGGGAAGCUGUUUCCUCGGCAUCCCUCACAAAUUUCUGCGGCGAAUCAGAUUCCUCGCUGUAACUACUGUGGCCGCGAACGUGUCUUUGAGCUCCAGCUUGUUCCGCAUGCUAUCAGCGUGCUCGAAGAAGGCCGAGAGGGCAUCGGUCUCGGCAAGGACGACGGUGGAAUGGAGUGGGGAACGAUAAUUCUAGGCGUGUGCGCGGGCGAUUGCGGACCCGAGCAAGAGGGAGUGGCAGGCUGGCGCGAGGAGUGGGUAGGUGUACAGUGGGAGGAGACGAAGUAA